Molecule: messenger RNA, 552 nt
Organism: Arabis nemorensis
Lineage: Eukaryota; Viridiplantae; Streptophyta; Magnoliopsida; Brassicales; Brassicaceae
Source: the annotation of a GenBank genome assembly
AUGUCUUCCUUGGUAGCAAGAAGUCUCGGGUCUAUUGUCUCUAUCAUUACAAGAAUUUUCUCCUUUCGACUCCGCCGUCCCGAGCCUAGUCCAAAACACAUAACACAUAUAAGCUAUUUCAGGAUGUCUAAGAGACGUCCACUCUCUUUGCAGACGGUCGAACUCAAGGUCAGAAUGUGUUGCAAUGGUUGCGUAAGGAUCGUUAGGAACGCAAUCUCUAAGCUCCGAGGAGUUGACUCAAUGGAGGUGGAUCAAGAGAUGGGAAGAGUGAGAGUGGUUGGUUACGUCGACAGAAACAAAAUACUGAAAGCCGUAAGACGAGCCGGGAAGAGAGCUGAGUUUUCGCCAUACCCUGAGCCUCCACUUUACUUCACAUCUACUCAAAACUAUUUCGUAGAUCCUUCGAAAGAGUUUAAAGAGAGCUAUAAUUAUUAUAGACAUGGCUACAAUGGUACGGAGCAACAUGGUAAUAUCCCCGUAGGUUGUCGUGGAGACGACAGGGUUAGUAAUAUGUUUAAUGACGAUAACGUCAAUGCCUGCCGUCUCAUGUAA